Messenger RNA from Paramormyrops kingsleyae, 7458 nucleotides. It is a transcript of the gene znfx1, whose product is annotated as zinc finger, NFX1-type containing 1. Gene Ontology annotation, molecular function: helicase activity. The record is from RefSeq and is a predicted model, not a curated record. Gene Ontology annotation, biological process: regulatory ncRNA-mediated heterochromatin formation. NCBI's taxonomy places the organism in Eukaryota, Metazoa, Chordata, Actinopteri, Osteoglossiformes, Mormyridae. Gene Ontology annotation, cellular component: nuclear RNA-directed RNA polymerase complex.
UUUAUUGUUUAUGUCGAGGACCCGGAAGCGGGAUUUACUUUACAGUUAUUUGUCAUUCGAGUUUACUUUGAAAGCUGGGUGUUAGAUGCUUAAAGAUUUGAUGACAUGUUUGUUUUAAUGUAAUACGGCGAUAAAAUCAACAAAUACUUUAUAUUAGAAUUUUAAUAGCAACAUCCGAUCCACGGCGGUGUCGACAUGUCGUUCUUCCGGGUGCAACCAUUGCAACCACCUUUUUUAUUACUUUACUGCAUUUUUUUGUACUUGUAAUAACUUAAAAACUGGACAGUAUAUAGUGUAAGAAAUAGUCAUUUUGGAUACUAUUUUACGGUGUUUUUAAAUGGCGCUCAUGUUUCGUUUUUGGGUUUUCCAUACGACUGAUAAGGGUAGUUCUUUGUAAACGAAACUGAAAUCGACAUCGAAUGGAACUGAACACGUCCUGAAUCUGAGAGACGUGUCUGGGAAAUGAACAGGCCCCGUGGUCAGAGGGGCAUCGCUAGAGCAAAUGCUGAGCACCAGGAAGGUGCUGGAGCUGCAGUGAGAGAAGAUAACUGGAGACCCCCCCAGGGUAGAGGAGGAAGGGGGAGGGCCAGAGGGGACGUCAGAGGGAGGAAUUUCAGGGGGCAGCAGAAUGACAGGAGGGAUGGUAACUGGCGAAACAGAGGAGACCUCGGAGGGUGGAAUUUCAGGGGGCAACAAGAUGACAGGAGGGAUGACAAUUGGCGGAACGGAGGAAACAGGGACGAAAAUCCAGGGAGAAGGAGAGGGAAUGGAGCCUGGGAAAGGGGCAGAGGGGGCAGGAGAGGAAGGGGUCAAAUGAGAGAGGAUGUACCAGAGGUCAGGAAGCUAGGGUUGAGGAACCUGGAAGAGCUCUCAAUGAAAGAGGCAUCAGAAAUAGCCAUCACUCUGUCAUCCAGUCAGGGGCUGCAAAUCCUGCUAGAAGAGAUGGAGAUGGGCCACAAUUUUGUCCAACUGCUCUGUCAGGUUCUUAGCCAUGCUCUUAGCUCUAAGAUUGACCGGCAAAUAGUGCAGCACUUAGCAGCAAUUAUUAAAGAUUCCAUGUUUCUACGGACAAUACUCCCUCACUACGUGGCUGGGAUGAUGACAGACCAUAUGCCAGCCCGCAGGAUGCAAUACCCACAACACUUAGAUAACAUAAUCAGUCUUCUGUCACAUGUGAUCAGGAUAUUCCCGGCAAGUUCUGUUCCGGUGGUCUCUAUGCUUGUGACUCUCCUCAGGCAAACCAUUAAUGAGCUACGAGCCUCAGGUGUAAUGAUCCAGGAAGACACUGAGCAAAAUCUGGAGAAGAUACAAAACUUGGUUAACCAUCUAACAGAGAAAGCACGGGAUGGCACUCUGAGGUCAGACAACUAUACAUUUCUCACAGCUGAGGAGUCCCCCCCAGGAGUAGCAGAUUUCCGCACUAUGCCCAUUUAUCCAACACCGGAGGAGAUCCACCAGAAUGAGAAGCCUUUCUUACGGCCUAAUAUCACAUCGCAGGCUUAUGCUAGUAGUGAGAUUUACCUGGAUACCCAUUUUCGACUUCUCCGCGAGGACUUUGUCCGGCCUUUGCGUGAGGGAAUAAAGCAGCUGCUGGAGUUUUAUCAAGAACAGGGUCAAGGUCAAGUGCACAUGAGGGGAAGACGUUUCAAUGACAUUAGGAUCUACUUUGAUACUCGUCUCGUGGUGCCUCUGUGUACCCCAUCAGGAAUUGCCUAUAAGGUCCAGUUUGACGCAAGCCCUUUGAAGUUUGUCCGCUGGCAGAACUCCAAACGGUUACUGUACGGCUCCCUGGUUUGCCUGUCCCAUGACAACUUUGAGACGCUGCUGUUUGCCACUGUGUCAGACCGAGUUCCAGAAGAUCUUCAGAAGGGGCUGGUGCAGCUCAGCUUCUCCCAGGAUAGUCGCGUGGCGCUGGCCGAAAUCCAGGUGUCUGCUUCCUUCCUCAUGGUGGAAACCACGGCCUACUUUGAAGCCUAUCGCCAUGUGCUGGAGGGUUUGCAGGAAGAAGAUGCAGAUCACCUGCCAUUUCACAGGUACAUAGUUGAAUGCAAAUCGGAGAUACGGCCUCCUGCCUACCUGACCAUGGAGAAGACACUUGACCUGGGGUGUAUAGCAGCGCAGGGCUUUCAGAAGAACGUCAAGCCCUUCAGAACUCUGGAGCCCAGAGCCUGGCCUGACAUGGAGCAGUUAGGUUUAGACGAGUCACAAAUGAAAGCCCUCAAACUGGCUCUCACUAAGGAGCUCGCCAUCAUACAAGGGCCUCCAGGAACAGGAAAAACCUAUGUGGGGUUGAAGAUAGCCCAAGCCCUCUUGAAGAAUUCUGAUAUGUGGUCAGAUUUGGUCACCACACCUGUGCUGGUUGUCUGCUACACUAAUCAUGCACUGGACCAGUUCCUGGAAGGAAUUCAUGGAUUCCUUGGAAACGGAAUAGUGAGAGUGGGCGGCCGCAGCAGUAGUGAGGUCCUCAAGCACUUCACACUGCGGGAGCUAACGGGGGCCGCCGAGUUCCGCCGAAACCUGCCCAUCCAUUUGCGCCGUGCUUACUACGAGAUCAGCGUGGAGCUGGCCCAGGCAGAGCAGAAGAUUCAGAAGCAGGCCGCUCAGCUGGAGUGUAGCCUACGUGGGAUCCUUCAUGAGCAAUUCCUGGAGAAGUUUAUCUCUGAGGAUCACUGGAUCAGCCUGAAUGUGAACCCUGUGUGGGAUGGAUUCCAGACCAGUGGGCAGAAAAAGUCCAUGAUCCUAGAGUGGCUGGGCCUUAGUUCUUCUGCCUUCCAGCAGACAACACAGCAGAUAUUGGAUAAUGCUGAAGAAGAAGAGGAGGAGCCUCAUCAGGAUGAGGAGGAGGAGCUGGUGGAGGUGGAGGAAGAGGCGGAUUUGAUCCAAGCUGAGCGGAUCCUUGAGGGCACGGACUUUCACGACAGAGGCACUGGCAAGAGGAAGAAGAAAGAGGACCUUGUAGUGAUGGAGUUAGCCAGACAGAUGUUGACACUAAACCUAGAGAACAUCGAACAAGAGCCCGGUCAGAAACUGGGUGAAUGGCAGGUGCAGGGAGAGCAGAAGAAGAAGAUGAAGCAGCGAAUUCGCAGGGAGCUGGCAAAGGGCACAACCAUGAGUGAGGAAGAUGAGGCCAGGAUCCACAACAUGUGGACACUCAGUCUGCAGGAGCGUUGGAAACUAUACAGGCUCUGGCUAAUGCGCUACCGCACAGACAUGCGUGCCCGGGCCCUGCAGUCUGAGCAAGCUUAUCAGGAAGCGGCUGAGCGGCUGGCCGAGAUUCAGCUGCGGCGGGACCUGUGCGUGCUGCGGGAGGCCAAGGUCAUAGGCAUGACGACCACCGGUGCAGCCAAGUACCGCCGGAUCCUGCAGGAGGUGCGCCCUCGCCUGGUGAUCGUGGAGGAGGCUGCUGAGGUGCUGGAGGCCCACAUCAUCACCACCUUGAGCCAGGCGUGUCAGCACCUCAUUCUCAUUGGAGAUCAUCAGCAGCUACGCCCUAGUGCCACAGUCUAUGAACUGGCCAAGAACUUCAACCUGGAGGUGUCGCUGUUUGAGAGGCUGGUGAAACUUGAUUUCCCCUACGUCCGACUCAACUAUCAGCAUCGCAUGAGACCAGAAAUUGCUCAGCUUCUCACUCCACACAUCUACUCUCAGCUUGAGAAUCACCCCAGUGUGCUGGAGUACGGAAACAUGAAGGGGAUUCUUUCCAACUUGUUCUUUGUGGAGCAUGAAUUACCGGAGGAGGAGAUUAUAGAUGGACACAGUCACAAGAAUCGACAUGAGGCUCUCUUUGUUGUGGCUCUGUGCCGCUACCUGCUAUGCCAGGACUACCAGCCAUCGCAGAUCACCAUUCUUACCACCUAUACAGGGCAGCUGCACUGUCUUCGCAAACUUUUGCCUGCCGCUCAGUUUGCUGGGGUUAAGGUUCAUGUGGUGGACAAGUAUCAGGGCGAGGAGAACGACAUCAUCCUGCUGUCGCUGGUUCGCAGCAACCCCGAGGGACGCGUGGGUUUCCUGCAGAUCGCAAACCGGGUGUGUGUAGCCCUGUCUCGCGCUAAGAAGGGUCUCUACUGCAUCGGGAACCUGGGAAUGCUCGGCAGGGUUCAGCUGUGGAGCAACAUCUUGCACACCCUCCGAGAGCACGGGCGGGCGGGUCGGCAGCUGAUGCUGUGCUGUCAAAACCACCCUGGGACGCGUACCCUCGUUUCUUCUGCCGAUGACUUUAAGAAGGUGCCGGAAGGGGGCUGCCAGCUGCCGUGUGACUUCCGCCUGGCCUGCGGCCACGUCUGCACGCGUGCUUGUCACCCUUAUGACGCUGACCACAAGAAGUUCCAGUGUCUGAAGCCUUGUACGAAGGUUCUGUGCCAGCUGGGGCACCGAUGUCCUUCGUUCUGCUACCAGGACUGUCCAGAAUGCCCUGUACCCCUGGAGAAAGUCAUCCCAACGUGUCGGCACAAGCAGAUGGUGCCGUGCCAUCAAGACCCUCAGCAGUUCAUCUGCCAGGAACCAUGCGAGCAGACGCUGGAGUGUGGCCACGCCUGUGACAUGGUGUGUGGGAUGCUCUGCACCCCCCUCUGCAUGGUGAAAGUGAAUAUGGAGUUGCAGUGUGGGCACCAUCAAAUGGUACCCUGCCACUACAUUAGCAACGCGGUGAACAGGCAGCCUGGCUGCCAGAAGAAGUGCGGUGAGAUCCUGAAGUGUGGGCAUCCUUGCUCGGGCACGUGCCAAAAGUGCUACCAAGGCCGCUACCAUAAGGCCUGUAACUUUCACUGCGGUCGCCCUCUCAUCUGCUCACACGUGUGCCAAGUGCCCUGCGUCAGCGAGUGCCCGCCUUGCCAGUGUCCGUGUGAGAACCGCUGUGUGCAUAGCGCCUGCCCCAAGGCCUGUGGCCAGCCCUGUGCACCCUGCAAGGAACCCUGUGCUUGGCAGUGCCCCCAUCAGCGCUGCACCAAACUGUGCCAUGAGCCCUGCGAUCGGACUCCGUGCUUCAGGGUCUGCACCAAAAUGCUGCCUUGUGGUCACCCCUGUAUCGGGCUCUGUGGGGAGACCUGCCCCAAUAAAUGCCGUACAUGUCAUCAUGAAGAAGUGACAGAGAUUUUCUUCGGCACGGAAGAUGAUCCCCUUGCCCGCUUCAUUCAGCUGGAGGAUUGUAGACACAUUUUCGAGACGUCUGCCUUGGACAAAUUCAUGAAGGAGGGAACAGAUGAUGACAAUGCAGGCAAUCUAAACCAGCAGGCCAUUCGGCUUAAAGAGUGUCCCAGGUGCCGUACACCCAUUCGGAGAAACUUGCGGUAUGGAGCUCAUGUCAAUCGUAGCCUCGCUGAGAUUGAGAAGGUGAAGGUGGUGCUGAAUGGCUCUCCAGAAGAUAUAGAGAGGAAAAGAAAUGUCCUCCUGAAAAAUCUACAGACAAUGGAUGUACUAUUACUGUACACGUCACACAAAUAUGAUCUUGUUACGAAGCAGUUAGAACAGAAUGACUUAACAUUACAGAUUCUAUGGAGAAUUGAAAACAAAAUGAAUUUCCUAGACAGGCUGACAAAGCUAACACGUAUAAUGAAAAAAAACAUGUCAAGGGAGUAUAGGGAGUAUUUUUCAAGCCGUAUUCAGGAAUGUCUGGAAUGGCUUUGGGAUCCCAAUCAAAAAUUCUCAGAGCAGCAGUUUUCAGACCUUCAGAGUGAGGUACAGAGGCUCACCUUCUUGGCCGAGCUUAACGUGUGCUGCAGCAGGGCUGGAGACGAGGUAAAAAACACUGACGUUGCGGUGGAGGAGCAGGUCCUAAGGAGGCUCCUGGAAGGAACAAAGCCUUUCACUCAGACAGAGGAGUCAUGGGCAAAGCAGGAACUGGACAGGCUGAAGGAGAAGUUGUCUUGUAAUGGGCUGGACAUCACUGAGGAGGAGAGGGUGAUGAUUGUGGAAGCCAUAGGUCUGCCCAAAGGCCACUGGUACAAGUGCCCCAAAGGUCAUGUUUACGCCAUUGGAGAAUGUGGAGGGGCGAUGCAGGAAAGCAAGUGUCCAGAAUGCAGUAGCACCAUCGGUGGCACCAACCAUGCUCUCGCCAGUGGAAACCAGGUGGCAUCGGAAAUGGACGGAGCCCAAUACUCUGCCUGGUCGGAGGCUGCUAACUUACAGAAUUUUGACCCGAGGUUAUGACCUGAGAGGCCUUGGAAAGUGCGAUGCAUUAGUCAUAUUUAGAUACAACAAAGCUUGGCUAACAUCAAUGAUUGUAUAUUAGCAUAGCAUAACACUUUAUUACACACACACAUAUACACAUAGAUACAUAUACAUGUUGGUAUAAAAUUAUGAUGAUUUGUCUGAUUGUCUGACAAACUGUCAGCUUAGCCAUUUCAAAAUCUCUCCUAAAAUCACCCCAGUAUUUGCAGAAACCUUCCGUACACCCAUGAAUUUUUCACCUGACCAUUAUUCCAUUAGAUAAUUAAUAUCUAACUUGGAAUGACUGGGGAGAGGUUUGGGAACCAUAAUGUUCUUCUAGUUAAAACAAGGAAGGUAUCAGUAACCUUUGGAGAACAGAAGAAAUUUUGAUGUGGUACUUUCAUUCCCAUAUGAUCUAUAGCUAGGGUUAGGGCACUGGAGAACUGGGUACACUACAAUAUAUGCUGUAUAUACUGUAUAUACUGGUCUAGUGUAUUAGCAUAGUAAGAUAUACGGAGUGCCCUAAAACUCUUGUUUUAAAAUGCUUUUAAAGCUUUAUAAGAAUAAUUAUGACAAACAAAAGCAUUUAAAAGUUUUUUUUUUAUUUUAAUGCUAAUUAAUAUUUAGCAAUUUGGACUAAUAAAUGUUUUAUUUUAAUAUUGAGUUUCUGGAUGACAUGUCCUACCAGUGCAUUGGUAGCGAAGGUCCUUUUGUGGGGUCACAUUAAAACUGUCAUUUAUGCAUCCAAACCGGGUGUGUAAUUAAGGCUACAAUUACAAAUGCAAUCCAUUCAGUCACUAAGCAUCAGCUGAUGAAAGUUUCUACAAACCUCAAAAAUCAAUUACAGAAAAUCGUAUAGCACAAGAUGGUGGACAUUUAAUAAGAAAAUUAACAAUGUUUUUUAAAUUUAAGCAAUUAAACUUUCAAAUGUCAUUUUUUUAUUUUUUUUGUUUGUAGCAUUUAUACUAAAAAAGUUAUUAAAGCUUAAAACUGCAUUAAGAUUUUUUGGACACCCUGUAUAUUGUUGCACUGUUGUUGAUUGAAUUAGCCAUAACUUACAUCAGCAUGCUUUGCAAAUUAGCUAUUAAUGAUAUCAAUUUAUUUUUUGUCAAUACAGUAGUGCCUUCAAAAUUAGUUUGUGUUUAACAGUGCAAUAUUGUAUGUUUCAAGAUAAUGACUCAGUGAUUUUGCACUUGAGUGAAAUGUGGUUUUUCCAUUGAAUCAGUAACUCAAGCUAGUCUCCAGUUAUGAAUGCUUAUUAAAUAAAUGAAUCUGCAAGAUAGAAAUGGGAAUAAAAGUGAACAUUAUCUGAAA